UGGUGUUGUUGUGAGGAGCUGAACAAGCAGAAGGAUGUGGAUAACCAAAUCAAAUAUUUUUGCAUUUCUGUUACUUUUUGUGAUACAAAACAACACAUUUGCUCUUCAGGAUGUAACGGCCGACCUUUUCGGUACCGAAAAUUCCGGGACGGUGGCAGCGUUUGGAGAUUUUAACUCGGAUAAACAGACAGACAUCUUCAUCAUCAGAGAACAGUCUGAACUGGUGAUAUUCUUGGCUGACUCGAAACCACCUUACUUCAAGCCCAAAGUCCAAAUCUCUAAAAAAGUUUUCCCAAGGGACACUAUCAUCACCAGUGUGGUUCCUGGAGACUAUGAUGGAGACUCUCAGAUGGAUGUCCUUCUUACAGCUGAGAUGAACUCCAAGCCAGAAACAAUUGUUUUCAUCUUUUGGGGGAACAACCAGACAUUAGAUAUGGGUGGUUGGCUCAGCCUGAACAAGACCUUUACAGAUCAACCCCUUGUUAUGGAUUUCAAUGGGGACAUGAUCCCAGAUAUUUUUGGAGUCACCGACGGGAUAUCCACUGAAGUCUGCUAUCUCACCAACAGAAUUCCAGUUUGGCGGAAUGCACUGAGUUCACCUGUCAGCAUGCGCAUCCCUCAUUCCAAUGCGUUCAUUGACCUCAACAUGGACUUCACCGCUGAUUUAUUCCUGACAACUAAAGGCCCAGCAUUUGAGACCUGGAUCAGUAAGAAUGGGAACUUCACCAAAGCUGAAGUCAUGCCAGCGAAGCCACCAGCCAGCGUCAUUGGACAGUCCUCCUUUGUCGAUUUCGAUGGUGACGGCUACCAGGACCACCUCCUCCCCGUGUGUCUGGAUGACAAGUGUCAUCGCAGUGCCAUCUACUUGGCCAAGUCUGGCUCAAAAGAGUGGGUACCAGUGCUGUCAGAUUUCCAGCGGAGGGAAACAGUUUGGAGCUUUGUGCCAGGGACACCCAGCCAACCCCUGGCUCUUCACCUCGGGGACUACAACCUGGACGGCUUCCCUGAUGCCCUGGUUGUCCUCCGCAACAGCAGCGGCAGUGGUCAGCAGGCCUUCCUGUUGGAGAACGUGCCCUGUAACAACGUCAGUUGCCACAGUGUAGGAAGGAUGUUCCACAUUCACUGGGACCAGUCAGAUUUGGGAGCCAUCCAAAAUGCUGUUAUGGCAACGUUCUUUGAUAUCUAUGAGGAUGGUAUAUUAGACAUGCUGGUUCUGAGCCAGGCAGCGGGCAAAAAUGACUUGAUCAUCCAUGCUUUAAAGAACAAUUUUGAAGCUGAUGCCUACUUCGUUAAAGUGAUGGUGCUCAGCGGCCUCUGCUCCAAUGACUGCCCUGAAGAAGUGAAGCCUUUUGGUGUUAACCAGCCCGGUCCCUAUGUCAUGUACACCACAGCGGAUUCCAACGGCUACCUGAAAAACGCCUCAGCCGGUCAGCUGAGCCAGUCAGCUCACUUCUCCCUGCAGCUGCCCUACACUGUGCUGGGCCUCGGACGCAGCGCCAACUUCCUGGACCACCUUUUUGUCGGGAUCCCCCGGCAGCCUGGAGAGACGGACAUAAGGAAGCAGGAGUGGACAGCCAUCAUCCCCAACUCUCAGCUCAUCGUCAUCCCCUUCCCUCACGACAAACCCCGCAGUUGGAGCGCUAAACUGUAUCUGACUCCUAGCAACAGCGUGCUGCUGACGGCCAUUGCGCUGAUCGGAGUGUGCGUCUUCAUUCUUGUCAUUAUUGGCAUCCUUCACUGGCAAGAGAAGAAAGCGGAUGACCGAGAGAAGAGGCAGGAAGCCCACCGCUUCCAUUUCGAUGCCAUGUGAAGGAAACUGCUGCAUCAUGGGAGAAGAUCCUCUCCUCCACUCCUCCGCCCGCCUCACCACGCCUCCUUCACACAAAAAUUUUCACACAGACUCAUUUCAAGGGCCAAUAAAUGGAUCCUCAUUUGCACCAAAACGUUUCUUUUUGAUAUUUGUCAGUCCUCAAGUCAGAUGUGAAAUAUUUAUGUUCCAUUUCAUUUAUUCAUUCCAGUGUUAGAAGUACAGGAGCUGCAACAAGACCGUGGAGACAGAGAGAAAUCCUAAUGGAGAUCACUGACAAGUUUAAAGCAGGGAUUUCUUUGGACUGGCUGCAGUCAGCAGCUUCAUCAAAAGUGGUGUUAGUAGAGUGUUUUGACAAAAUGACUUAGAUUUCUGUUCAAACUCCUGACAAGUUACUUUAACUGUUUGUUUAGUGGAUCACUGGAAUGGAUGCAGCUUUGGCACAAAGUGUUGACAUGUGUAUUGCUACUUGAAACCCACGUGUGUGUUACUGUCCAUUGUCUUUGUCUAGUUGAUUCACCUCUGUUUUUUUUUUUUUUAUCUGACUUGGAUAUUGUAAAAAGCAAAAUACAUCAUGUUUUAUGACCUGGGAAAUUAAACUGAAAUGACUUCUCUAAUAUCAAUCUCAGCUUUGCAACUGCAGCAGCAACUGGUGCAAAGUGAACAAAAAUGGAUGCAUGAUCUUUCUUCUACCAAUCUCACCAAAAAUGAUGAAUGGCCUUUUAGGUUUGCUGAGUGCAGAUUCAUCUUUUUCACACUGUAUUGUAUCACAGUGCAUCAUGGGAGUGCCAAAAAAGGAGUUUCUAAGUUGCAUCCUGUAAAUGUCUAAUACUACUGCAUCGAGGCUCGGAGAAGAGUCUAAAAACAGUUACUCCAGUUUGUUUCAAGAUGUAGGUUUAAUUUUCAUUGUGUCUCUGAAGUUAAUUGGGCCAAGCGCUCUGGUGUGUUCCGAUAGUUGUUUCACAAGAAUGAGCUCAUGCCUUUCUAAAUGGUUUGCACUUUUUUAACUAAUGAUUAACUGUGGGUGUAUGUAAUUUAUUUUGUUUUGUGGAUUUGAUUUGCAAAUGAAUGUUGAAGCUACUAAAUGUGUUUACUUACUGAGGCUGAGAAUAAAGGUUUCUCCUGUUUAAAUCA
This is a messenger RNA of Seriola dumerili (greater amberjack), 2941 nucleotides long. RefSeq names its product integrin alpha FG-GAP repeat containing 1 (gene itfg1). The transcript has 18 exons. Gene Ontology annotation, cellular component: plasma membrane. NCBI's taxonomy places the organism in Eukaryota, Metazoa, Chordata, Actinopteri, Carangiformes, Carangidae. Bases 35 to 1810 code for a protein of 591 amino acids. The record is from RefSeq and is a predicted model, not a curated record.